AUUGUGUGACCCAAGCGUCAUUUUUGAAUUUUGAAUUGAAAAUUAUCCGUUGUGGUUCAUGUUGACAGACAAAGCGAUACAAAUUCAACGGAAAACAAUCGUUUUAAAUAGAAUAAUAAAGGACAGGAUCGUUUUUUUGUGGUGUACUACGAACAAACUGGCGUUUAAUUUGUGAUGAAUAAUAAGAUGUCCCGAAUACCUAAAAUGCCACCAGUAACAGCAACUAAAGAAAACAAACCAAGUUUGUUAAAUCGUCGUCCAAUCCCUAGAACCCUAGUGAGCACUCUCAGUGAUGCUGAUAAAAAGGAUUUGAUCAUGAAUCAUACCAAGCCUGCCCUGCGAGGUGGACCAUCGGCUACAAUGCCAGCUCAACGCCUCAAGAGAUCGGCUACAGCACCCUCAUCUGUCAAUGUGCCUCCACCUAAAGUAACUAAAGUGGAAAAAAAGACAGCAGUUGCACCAAAAAUUGCACCGUAUGACUAUAAAGCAAGGUUCAAUGACUUGCUUGGAAAGCAUAAAAAUAUGAAAAGUGAAUUUGAUGACUUGAAAGAAAAACACAUUGAAGUAUCUGACAAUUAUGAGAAGACUAAAGAUUCAGUUCAAUGCUGUAUUGAUGAAAGAGACAAUUUGAAAGAAAACUUAUUGAAGUCUCUUACUGAACUAAGAGAAAAGACUGCAGAGUUUGACAAAAUGAAAAUUGAUUUUGACAUCCAGAAAAUGGAAAAUGAAAAUCUACAGCGUAAAACUGUAUUGUUAGAUGAGAUAACCAACAGUUUGAAGCAAAAAACUGCUGAACUGGAUAAAGUGCAAUCAGAGUUCACUGAACUCUCCAGACAACAUAAAAGUCUUAAAGAAGAAACGGAAGCCUUGAGAGUGUUAACAGAUCAUCUUAAGAAAAUAUCAAUCCAGUAUGAUAAGUUGCAACUUGACUACAAAGAAGCACAAGAAGUUAUUGCUAAAUAUAAAUCAGAAUCAGAAAUAUUGCAGAACAUCUUGGCUGCAAUGCAUAAAGAGCAAAGAGACCUACGAAAUACAAUUCAAGAUUUGAAAGGCAAUAUCAGAGUGUACUGUAGGAUAAGACCACCUUUGGAGUCUGAACAAACAAAGCCAAGAUUCAAUCUCAAUGUUCUUGAUGCUUGUUCUAUUGAGGUUGAAAAAGUUGAAUUGUUGAAUUCAGUUAGAAAAGGAAAGCCACAACAUGGUUUUACAUUUGAUGGUAUAUUCACUCCCCAUGCAUCUCAGGAAGAUGUGUUUGCUGAAGUUUCAACUAUGGUCCAGUCUGCAUUAGAUGGGUACAAUGUGUGUAUUUUUGCCUAUGGCCAAACCGGCUCUGGUAAAACCUAUACCAUGGAGGGAGGUUGUGGAACUGAGCAGUAUGGUAUCAUACCAAGAGCAUUCAACAUGAUCUUCACAUGUAUGGAAGAUUUAAAACGCAUGGGUUGGGAGUUGACAAUAAAAGCAUCAUUUUUGGAAAUAUACAAUGAAAUAAUCUAUGACUUGCUGAACUCUAGUAAGGACCAGGUAACUCAUGAGAUAAAAAUGUCAAAUUCUAAAGGAACAGAUGUGUAUGUGUCUAAUUUAAAGGAAGAGGAAGUGAAGAACUCUCAUGACUUCAUCAGGCUGAUGAUAUUUGCCCAACGUAACAGACAAACUGCCGCAACCCUGAACAAUGAGCGCAGCUCCCGAUCUCACUCGGUCGCCCAGAUUAAAAUAUCGGCAAUACAUGAAAAACGCAAGGAGAAAUAUACAAGUAAUUUGAAUUUGGUAGAUCUGGCUGGAUCAGAGAGUGGUAAAACCACACAGCGCAUGGAUGAAACGAAGCACAUUAACAGAUCUUUAUCAGAGUUGUCCAAAGUUAUUUUAUCACUACAGACCAACCAGUCACAUAUCCCAUACAGAAAUUCUAAGCUGACCCACCUACUGAUGCCUAGUUUGGGAGGUAAUUCAAAAACACUUAUGUUGGUCAAUAUCAACCAAUUUGAUGAAUGCUUUAAUGAGACUCUGAACUCCUUACGCUUUGCCACACAAGUUAACAAUUGCAGGGUAGUCAAAGCAAAGAAAAAUAUCACUAUGUUUGACACAUAAUAUUAAUGAAUUAUUUUUUAUUUUAUUGACAUGAUAAUGUUAUAUAACAGUUAAUAUGUACCUACUUUUAAAAUAGAAUAGGAAAAUGCUUGCUUUUUAAACAGUUUGGAAAUUAGACCAGACUGAAGUUAACUAUGGUUGUUAACUAUCAUGUAACUAUUAUUCAUACUACUUGAGAUUUUUUUGACUACUCAUUUCCUUAGUUUCUUGUGUUUUGAUCACACCCUUUUGGAAUCCAAGAUGGGAUAAGGUCAAAAUACUUCUAAUAUAUGUUUUCUAAUGUAUUUAGAUGACCCUGUACAUAACGUUACAAAACUAAAUAUCAUGUUUAUCUUUUUCUUGCAACUUAAUUGCUAUAGUUAUAUCUUUUAGAGGUGUGUUUGCACACUGCUUUGAUCAGGAAUUUUAAUAAUAUUAGCUUUUGUUUUAUUAAUUUAAUUUCAAUAGUUGUAUGUCAAACAAUUAUUUUAUUAUUAGUUUUCAUGUGUAACUGUAUUGUUUAUUAAAUAUAAUAUACCCAAAAA
This is a messenger RNA of Helicoverpa armigera (cotton bollworm), 2609 nucleotides long. It is a transcript of the gene Ncd, whose product is annotated as protein claret segregational. Lineage: Eukaryota; Metazoa; Arthropoda; Insecta; Lepidoptera; Noctuidae. Gene Ontology annotation, biological process: microtubule-based movement. Bases 175 to 2085 code for a protein of 636 amino acids. The record is from RefSeq and is a predicted model, not a curated record. Gene Ontology annotation, cellular component: microtubule cytoskeleton. The transcript has 3 exons. Gene Ontology annotation, molecular function: ATP binding; microtubule motor activity; microtubule binding.